AUGGCAACAAUGACCAAUGUAGCCCUCCUCCUGCUGCUACAACUUGUCGUCUACGGCAAAGUCACGGCGGCGACAUGGUGCGUCGCUAGAAACGACGCCAAAGAAGACGCGUUGCAGACAGCACUGGACUACGCCUGCGGCGCCGGAGCAGACUGCGCACCCUUACAAGACACCGGACUGUGUUUCCUUCCGAACACCAUCCAGGCGCACGCUUCCUACGCAUUCAACAGCUUUUACAUGCACUCUUCCAUGGAUUCCGGCGCUUGUGACUUCUCCGGCACCGCUGCCAUUGCCAAAACCGACCCAAGUUAUGGAACUUGUGUUUACCCGUCUUCUCCGAGCCAACCAGGAGGGAGUUUUCACUACUCGUGCUGCUCUUGGGACUAA
Lactuca saligna is the source of this 387-nucleotide messenger RNA. The record is from the annotation of a GenBank genome assembly. Lineage: Eukaryota; Viridiplantae; Streptophyta; Magnoliopsida; Asterales; Asteraceae.